AUGGAUAAUAAACGUGUUAUUGUAGCAGUUUCAUGCAAGAUUAUUGGUACAGUUACAAUUGGAUGUAUUGCUGGAUCAUAUCUUUCUUUGUCUGCAUUUAUGAUUCCAGCUAUAACAUCAGCCUGUUCAUUAUCUUCUAUAUUUUCAAUGAUAAAUGUUAUAGUUAGACGUUGGAUUCGUUAUAUUUGGCCUCUUGAAUCACUUGCUUCAGUAUUAUUUCUAGGUGCUUAUAUUUUGUCAGAACCACAAGUUUCUCACCCAUAUUUACUUUAUAGUAGUUUUGGCAUUGUUUCUUUAAUUCCUGCUACAUUUUUUUAUAUUCAGCCACGAAUUACCAAAAUUAUACAGCAAAUACAAGAAAAAGAAAGUUUAACACUGUCUGAAAGGACUUUAAAGAACUGGAAUCGGUUUUAUAUUGCUAAUACGGUCUGGGCAUGUAUUAUUUUUGCAAUGACUGUGGUUGGGAGUUAUGGUGAUACGUUAUCUGCCUGA
Messenger RNA from Pneumocystis jirovecii RU7, 492 nucleotides. RefSeq lists its product as uncharacterized. Gene Ontology annotation, cellular component: mitochondrion. The transcript has 3 exons. The record is from RefSeq and is a predicted model, not a curated record. Lineage: Eukaryota; Fungi; Ascomycota; Pneumocystomycetes; Pneumocystales; Pneumocystaceae. Gene Ontology annotation, biological process: autophagy of mitochondrion. The coding region runs from base 1 to 492 and encodes 163 amino acids.